GAUGCGCUGUCUCCCUCAAACCAACGAACCCCAAACCCGCACGCACCUCUCUUGGCGCGCACACACGCACCUCUCCAGUUUCAAUGAAUUUGCCUGGGGCAGGACCCCUCCCACUUCGAGUAAGCACUUAAUUGUCAGUUUUGACGAACGCUGGGGUACUUAAAUAGCGUCAAAGUUUCUUGUAUGGGUGGAAUUGGUCAACUUGCCACAGAGCGCAUGUUACCCAUAGUUUAUUCCAGCUCCGCAGAUCGAUAAGCAUGCAGGUGUCUCUCGCGCUCCUUGUCUCCAGCACCGUGCUGCUGCUGCUACAGGGAUGUUGUACCUUCGUGCAAGGAUGGAGGGUGCUAAAAAACGAUGCUACAGAGAUCGUACCAGAAUAUACUGAAAACAUACAGCCUCCCGAGGAACCAAUACCACUGGCUUCUAAUAAUAACAAUAAUACAAUGAAUCGACCAAAACACGGGGGAAGGAGAUCAUCAGCAAACACAGCCUCCUAUAGUGCCUCGGAGCUGAGCUGCAGAGAGCUGCGCUCCACCCGUUACAUCACUGACGGCUCCUGCCGCAGUGCCAAGCCCGUCAAGGAGCUGGUGUGCUCGGGUCAGUGCAUGCCCGCCCACCUCCUACCCAACUCCAUCGUGCGCGGCAAAUGGUGGCGGAGCAGCGCUUCCGACUACCGCUGCAUCCCGGCCCACUCCCGAACCCAGCGGGUGCAGCUGCAGUGCCCCAACGGCAACAGCCGGACUUACAAAAUCCGCGUGGUCACCUCCUGCAAGUGCAAGCGCUAUAGCCGCCACCACAACCAGUCAGAGGCCAAGGAGGCCUCCUCUUUGCCCGAGCCCCGACGCAACAAGAAACGCACCCGGUCUCCCGGGAGUCAGAGCAAGAGCAACACCCCGACGCUGGUCAGCAACUCCUACUGAGGAUUCCUUUCCUUCUUCCGUACAAAUGCAGAGACCAAAGUAGCACGCUCACUCAUACACACGCACAUGUUACACACAACCCAACAUGGCUCCUUCAUUGGAAGAGGGAGAGGAAGAGACAUUUCAACAAAAAGGGAUUUGUUAAGCUGUUUGUUGGACUGGCUUGACAUGCGUUUUUCUCACCAGACAGGCACUAUAGAUUUUGCAGCCUAUUUUCAAACAUAUUUCAGAACCUUUGAUUUGCAUGACCAAAUGAGUCAACAGACUGCCAGGGAAGGCCAUGGGACUGGUCAGGAAAGUUGGAACACUGCUCGGAUUGGAGUGUAGAUCAUCAUUACACACUCCAGUUCAUAGAUAACGGCCUCUGACUCAGGCACAAGUAGAAUCUACCUUAGCCACAGCAAGAGGUGCACCUAAACUCAAAAUCCACCUGUGAAAACAUCCAGCGGGCAGGCUACACUGCUUGAUAGGCCUAUAGGGUUGAAAGGUGUCUCUAUGCUGUAACUGGUUCUAAUCCAUCUUUUCCAUGGCUGUGUGUACUGUACCGUAGCAGCACCUGGUAGCCCUGGGGCUUCAGGCUCUGGAAGUGGGCUGCUGACAGGCCUGAGAGGCCCUGGCCUUGACCCCAGACCACGCAGUCACAUGACAGCCCGGGCAGCACCUCACUCACCAGGAGUCUCCCAGGGCUCUCGCUCCGUAGCAGCCUUACAGGAGCUGUCAGUUAGGGCCCCUGGCCCAGUGGCCCUAGAGCCCCUGUGAGAGAGGCAGAGGGAGAGUGAGAGAGGGGAAAUGGCUGUGUCAGCAGGCCAAGACCAGGGUCCCUUCGGUCAAACAGGCAACUAGGCAUUCCUGUGACUCAUCUUAAUGACUAAAUGAGCCCAUUCCUGUGUUUAGAAUUUCCGCUAGACAUGGCUGGUUCCUGUUUGCAGGAAUCACACACACACAAAAGGUCCACGUGUGGAGGCGGCUCCAGUAAUUGUGCCUGUUGUUACCCUCUGGCACAACAUUCUCCACUAAACCCACACUGACUGGAACUAUUUUGUUAGCAGCAAAUAACAUUGGCGACCAACUAGUCAUGUCCCUAUUCUAUUCAUUGUGAACCUAGAGUGACUCAUUCUCUGAAUAGCACUGACAGGAAAGAUAGAUAAAAAACUGAAUCUCAAUCUGAAUUGUUUGAUAUUGGCUGUUGAUAUCCUGCAGGAUGCUGACGGACAGAAAUAGACAGAAAGACAGACAGGAAAAGGUUGUGGAUGCCCAGUCUGCCCAUGCUGACAACCCAUUCCCUUUUUUCAACCCUUUCAGUACUAUGGCCUGUAUUUCAUGAAGAAUACUCAUAACGUUUCCACUUAUUGUCCACAUUCCAUUGUUCCAUUCUCUCAUAUCGCUUCCUGAUUUUCAGUUUUCUAAACUGUACUGACAGUGUUUCCUUCUUGUUCAAUUGUGUGUUUGAAAUAGCAACUGGAAAGGAUUUUGUCAUAUAAGUAGAGUUGUCAUGUAUAGCUUGAUUGUACAUAUUGUUCCUAUCUGGUCUUUUGGCUAAAAGCAGUUGGGGAGGAAAAAAAACCUUGCAGACUCAAAGAAAUUAACUGCAUAUUUAUUUUUUAUUUCCACAUGUAAAUUAUUUAUGCAACUUUUUGUAGUAAAUGAUAGCCAUUAUUGUCAUUUAGAAUAAUAGUGACUGUCAGAUAAUAAUGAAAUGCUGUACAGUACACGAAUCAAGUAAAGGCAGAUAUAUUUGAAAGAA
Molecule: messenger RNA, 2664 nt
Organism: Oncorhynchus tshawytscha (Chinook salmon)
Lineage: Eukaryota; Metazoa; Chordata; Actinopteri; Salmoniformes; Salmonidae
Gene: sost
Product: sclerostin
Exons: 2
Coding region: 258-920 (220 amino acids)
Biological process (GO): negative regulation of BMP signaling pathway; ossification; negative regulation of Wnt signaling pathway
Molecular function (GO): BMP binding
Source: RefSeq, a predicted model, not a curated record